This is a messenger RNA of Macadamia integrifolia, 2417 nucleotides long. Its product is annotated as amino acid transporter AVT1A. The transcript is spliced from 13 exons. The coding region runs from base 415 to 2064 and encodes 549 amino acids. The record is from RefSeq and is a predicted model, not a curated record. Gene Ontology annotation, cellular component: plasma membrane. NCBI's taxonomy places the organism in Eukaryota, Viridiplantae, Streptophyta, Magnoliopsida, Proteales, Proteaceae.
AAUCCAGACACCUUCAUCACGAGUUUUAUGUGCUUCUCACGGAGCUAAAUCCAGACACCUAUCCCUUAAAAUGUUUAGCACCGUUCGUACGAAGGUAGAGAGAGAGAGAGAGAGCGAGAGAGAUUGAAAAGAACAAGUCAUUCCCGCCUCCGCGGCGUUGGCGCUUCUUCCUGUUUCGGUAAACUUUACUCCAUAGCCACACAAUGUCUUCCAAAGCCAGAAACUAAAAAUGAUUAAAAAAAAAAUCAAUGGAUGUACGAGCAUGUAAUGAAAUUCUCUGUUUUCAGAAGUUUUUUAAAACAUGCUCCCACGUCUUUUUCCAGUUCAGAGAGGAUUCGAGAAAUUCGAGCAAAAGGACAUAUAUAAAUUCUCAACAUUUUAGGGUUUUUAUUCGCUAUUGGUUUCUGCAACAUCAUGAGCUUCACCAUGGAUCGUUUGGAUGAAGAGAUAGGUGAAGAUGGCAAUGGUAACAUUAUCAGUGACAACGAUGGAGAGGCAGGGGAGGAAAGUGAGAAUGAGAGUAGCAGUUCGGCUUCGUCGUCUCCUACUUUCUCUUCUCGGCAAUGGCCACAGAGUUACAAGGAAACUAUUGAUUCCUUCACGAUAGCUGCGUCUCCAAACAUCGGUUCUCUUCUUCGGGUCCCUAGUAUUAUGUAUUCAAGUUUUGACCUUGGUACCAAAAGUAAUCAGGACCUUGAUGGGAAAUCUCCAUUGCUGUGUGACUAUGAAAGAUUAUAUCAGCAAAAAGAUGAAUCAGAAUUAAGAAUACAGUCAAUUUUUUCAGAGAAGUCCUACAUGCAUGAGCAGCUGAGUGGAGAACUACCGAUUGGUCAUGGUUGUAGCUUAACUCAGACAGUUUUCAAUGGGAUAAAUGUCUUGGCUGGUGUUGGUCUUCUUUCUACACCAUUUACUGUGAAAGAAGCUGGUUGGGCAAGUUUGUGCGUCCUACUCUUUUUUGCUGUUGUUUGUUGUUGUACAGGCAUUUUCUUAAAAUACUGUUUUGAGAGCAAGGAUGGAAUCUUGACCUACCCGGAUAUUGGAGAAGCUGCUUUUGGAAGAUUCGGACGGCUUUUCAUAUCUAUCGUUUUGUACACUGAGUUAUAUUCAUAUUGUGUGGAAUUUAUUAUUCUAGAAGGUGAUAAUCUUACAAGGCUAUUCCCUGGAGCAUCUUUGGAUUGGAAUGGGUUUCAUUUGGACUCUAUGCACUUCUUUGGACUUUUAACCGCUGUUAUUGUUCUACCAACUGUUUGGUUGAAGGAUCUCCGUGUGAUUUCUUUCCUUUCAGCUGGUGGAGUGAUUGCAACAAUUAUGAUAUUUCUUUCAGUCUUUUUUGUUGGUACUUUGGAUGGGAUUGGCUUCCAUCAAAAAGGUUCUGCACUGAACUGGAGUGGUCUCCCAUUUGCUGUUGGAGUUUAUGGGUUCUGCUAUUCUGGGCAUACAGUGUUUCCGAAUAUUUACCAGUCAAUGUAUGAUAAAACACAAUAUAACAAGGCAUUGAUAAUAUGCUUUAUCUUGUGUACUGCAUUAUAUGGAGGUGUUGCGACAAUGGGAUAUCUCAUGUUUGGUGAAGGUACUCUGUCUCAGAUAACUUUGAAUUUGCCAAAGCAUUCUUUUGCUUCCAAAGUUGCUUUGUGGACAACAGUUAUCAAUCCUUUCACAAAAUAUGCUUUGUUGAUGAAUCCAUUGGCCAGGGGUUUGGAGGAGCUUCUCCCUGCUAGAUUCUCUAAUGAUACUUUAUGUUUUAUGCUACUGAGAUCCGGACUUGUCGCUUCAACUGUCUGCGUUGCUUUUGUUAUGCCAUUUUUUGAUCUUGUGAUGGCUUUAAUUGGUUCUCUCCUUAGCAUACUUGUGGAUUUGGUGACGAAGAGGAUUAUUGGUAGUGGACAUGAGGAGAGCAGACUCUAUUGCAUUGACUGCUGUUAUAAUUCCAUCUCUAUGUUUUCUAAAGAUAGUGAGGAAGAAGGCAACCCGAUCACAGGUAAUUUUGAGUGUCUCAAUAGCUGCAUUGGGCAUCAUCAGUGCUGCUCUAGGAACAUAUUCUUCACUGUCCCGAAUCGUGAAUAAAUACUGAAGUUCUCGAAGCGACUCAACAGCCAGGUAUUUCGAAUGUGUGGGUUCACCUUCACGUGAUGGGAAAUUGUUCUUGCCUUGCACCUUAAAGAAGCUCCAGAUGUAGUAUAUGUUCAAAAUAAGCCUUUUUCUGGUAUUGAGAAACUUUAUUAUUUUGGUGAGUACAACUUGAGGCAUUAGCACCUGCAUGAUGAUUGUAUGACUACUUAAUCAUGGUAAUUUUGAUCACAGUUUCAGUUUUAUUAACUGUAGCUGUAGUAGACAGUUCAGGUAUGUAGAAUAUGAUUAUUGAUUAGACUGGUCAUUUGUAUGCCCGAUUACAGUGGUUAGAUGACUAAAUCUUGCUA